AUGCUUUGCGACUCAGGUUCCGCCGGCGUCACUCACAUCCUUGGCCCACUCCUGCGCAAACCAGUCCACUCCUGCGCCCCGCCGCCCUGCGUCGGCCUCACCUGUCAAACCGAUCUGUCACUGCCUGCAGGACCCGGCCCUUCCUCGCCUUCUGCCAGGCCCCAGGCCCGCGGUGACAUUGAGAAGGUGGGCAGCCGGCCCCGCAGCCCCAGCGCCUCCCCUGCAGACCGGUGGGGACCGCAUCCCGGAGCACCAGGCCCCGCCGAGCGCCGGCGAACGGAGGAGUCCGCGGGCCACGAGUUUGAGGAGGCGUCCAGCCCGGACAUCGUGACAGGGACUCCAGCCACGGGCGCACUCACCUCCCUGGUGGUUCUGGCCGACGGCUGUGCCCUGCACGUGCCCCUGGACGACGUCGCCCUGGUGCUGGAGCCCGAGCCAACGUCCGUGAGGCAAGUGUCUCUUGGAGAUCGCAUCCUCAUACUGGUCCCUCGAUCUCUCCUGGGCUCUGGCAUUGAAAUCCUGGGAGGGCAGGACCACUCAGCUCUUGUCCUGGAACAGGGCGGUUUCCCGAGCGGUCUCAAGGAGUGCAUCGCCCUCGAGCAGGGAUUCUUCUAUGGAUCUGUCCCAGAGAUCGCUGGCUAAGAAGAGGUCUACGGGGAGGACGCAGACGCCGAGUUCCUGCUGGCUGGGAUGGAUGCUGCAGCCGGCUCAGUUACUGGUUCCUUCUCCGCUGGAAGGGCGUUCGACCCCGAACUGUUGGGCCUAGUCCCAGAGCCCUCACCUUGGGGCCCCAACACUAGUCCAGAGAGACGCUCUCCUCACCACGACGACAACCUGGACCUCCACCUUCCGGAGCCCUUCCCCGACUCACCACUCCAACCUCUACCUCCCUCUCCUUGUCCAGGUCCUCACGAGCGCCCCCAACGCCCUCUUGGUAAUCCGUGCAAGGCCUAG
Messenger RNA from Kogia breviceps (pygmy sperm whale), 954 nucleotides. Its product is annotated as proline-rich protein 23A-like. Lineage: Eukaryota; Metazoa; Chordata; Mammalia; Artiodactyla; Physeteridae. The record is from RefSeq and is a predicted model, not a curated record.